AUGGAGACAGCAAAGGGCCGGCAAUCCAUGAACUCUUCGCCCUCAGGAACCUCCAACAACUUCCACAGCCUCAAGAAGAUACGGAAAACCCAGUUCGAGAAGGAUAUGAAUGCACUGGAGAAGGAUCGUCUGUGCCAGCUGCUCAAGAAGGACGCCCGAGCCAACUCGAGGCAGUUCUGGGAGGCCAUGAAGGCCGCGGCGGUGCAGCGGUACGAGAGCACGGAUGGAGCCUUCCUGGCCUUCGCCAGCACGUCGGACUGUAUGAUGUCGUUGGAGCAGUUUCAGGAGCUAUGCGAGGAGCUGGGCUUCACGCUGUCUCUCAGCACAGCCCGGAGCCUCUUCGACCAGAAGUUGCGUGACUGGGACAUGCGGGCGCUCUCGCUGCAGGAUUUUCAGGAUGCUUGCAUCGUGGCACAGCUGGACCGCACGCGCGGGCGGAUGCGAUCGCACAAGCAGAAUCUCCUUGCGUGUGCCAGUCACAUUGACAACUUCAUCAAGCGACUUGGACAUUUCUAUGACGGCUUUCCCCAUCUGCCGCUCCAUCUCCAGAACCUCGCCCUCUACACGGGCGAAGACUCCCGGCGGCGAGCCGUCAACCGCUUCCAACAGAAGCUGACGCCCCGGUUCUGUGAGUCUCUUUGGAUAAGCCUGCAGCAAUGGGCUCAGCGCCGUGCACAGCUCGCGGAGGCAACGAUCUCCUGUGACAUCUUCCUGAAGAUGGUGGAUGGGAUCCACUCUUUCCAGGCAUAUGAGGUGGAGUUCCUGUCGCACAUCUAUGAGCGUGUGGACCGAACUCGGAAGGGCGAGGUGUUCUUGCCUGACCUUGCUGUAGCCGUCAUGCUGCUGGCAACCAAUGGAAGUCGCUGCGACAAGGCGCGCCUCAUCUUUACGGUCUUCGACACCGUCGCUUGGCAGCAGACGUCUUGGUGCGGCGUGAUGGGUGGCGAUCAGCCUUCCUACGAUGCAGAUCUCCUUCUGGGUGAUGAACUCUCCCUUGCGAAGGCACGCCGGUUCUACGAGUAUACGGCUGCGCAUCCCUCUGAUGCCCUGGACGACGACCUCUGCACUUUCGAAGAGUGGUGGUGCUGCGCCCACGAGGUCGCUGCGAGCGGCCAGAAUCCAAGAAGCCUUCAAAGCACGGGAGGAGGCCUGAGUGGAAUUUGUUGCGGACUGCGGCCAUCCUCGCCGGAGACGGCUCUGGAGAUCGCAGAGGAGAUGAGGGUGACCAGAACUCGCGCAAAGCUUCGAAGAUGGUCGAGAAGGUCCCUUCGAAGCGGCGGACCGUCGCCCCAGAGAAAAGCGGCCUCCGACCGCCCUCCGCAAGGCGAGUUCCAGAAGAUUCCGCCGAGAAGUUUCGCAUUCAUGCGGCCAUCCGGUUUCGGCACGCUGUGCGGGGAGAGUGGGAAGCAGUGGCAGCACUACAAUCUGGACCACCAGGGAGUGCCGACCAUCACAACUUGGCUUUGCCAGCGCUGGCAGAGGAGAGGGCGCAGCGAAGCGCCCUAUGGGCUGAUGCCGUUGGGUCCUUUAGCAAGCGGCAACGCCGGGGCAACUGGAAUGACAACCACCGCGACACAAUCACGAAUUGGUCGCAGCUGGUGCCACGGGAUGAGGACAAGGCCAAGAAGUCGGAGCGCGGCCUCCUGCGCACCCCGCAGACGCGGUCGCUACCCGAGCUACGCAGGAACUCCAGGAGCUCGCUUGGCGCGGAUUCGAU
Molecule: messenger RNA, 1717 nt
Organism: Symbiodinium sp. CCMP2456
Lineage: Eukaryota; Dinophyceae; Suessiales; Symbiodiniaceae
Source: the annotation of a GenBank genome assembly